Molecule: messenger RNA, 3798 nt
Organism: Lagenorhynchus albirostris (white-beaked dolphin)
Lineage: Eukaryota; Metazoa; Chordata; Mammalia; Artiodactyla; Delphinidae
Gene: ZNF175
Product: zinc finger protein 175
Exons: 5
Coding region: 1176-3134 (652 amino acids)
Biological process (GO): positive regulation of DNA-templated transcription; negative regulation of transcription by RNA polymerase II
Molecular function (GO): DNA-binding transcription repressor activity, RNA polymerase II-specific
Source: RefSeq, a predicted model, not a curated record
UCCUUAUUUGGUGGUCUUUUCGGGUAUCCUGGGGGACCGUUAGUCCCGCCCCUCGAAAGGCGGGAAGGCUGGGCUGGAUUCAAAGUCCCCAGGUCAGUUCCUGGAACUGGGUGGUCCGGAGAAUUUCGGUCUGAUGCAACCUGUGAAUCUGAUUGUGUUCCCCUGCCUGGGGCCAGUUGGCCUUACACUUUCCUUUGCACACUGAGUGACCUUAAGGCAAAUUAUGUAACAGCACUGUUUCCUCAUCCACAAAAUGGGUAUAAUAAUGAUCAUGAUAUUUAGCUGACAGGGUUGCAUGAAAAUUAAACAAGGUACCUGAUACCUGACUCUGCGACUUGCUGAUUUUUUUUUCAGUGUUUCCCAUAUGCCAGGCAGGUGCUGAGGGCUUGACAAACCUCAUCUCACGGAAGCUCCCCGAUGCCUAUGAUAAACACCUUCCUUCUCAUUUUGGAAACUGCAACUAAAGUACUGUCUUCGUCUUCUCACGGUUAAAAGGUGUCAGAGCUGCAAUGAAAGCUUCCUUAAGUUCAGCCCAAACCUCUUCAUCUUUUCUCAUUUUUUACCCCAAUAGCUAGACUUUUCUGAGUUUUGUCUACCCUCAUCUUGAACACAGUGACUUUCACCUAAUGGCCUUCAGAAAUUCAUGUGGAGUGAAUAUUAGAUGAGAACUAUGUGGUCGUUGCCUUUCCAGGAUUUCUGGUGUCCCCGCAGAGCCCCUGGGUCAGGCCACGUCACUGAGGCUGCAGGAUCUCCCUUCACAGCUCCAGCCUGACUCUUCCCAGCAGCUUUGAUUGGAGCCUUCUGAUGCCCACCCAGCUCCAGGCUCCUGGAAAGAGUGGAGCUGUCAGCAAAAGAGACCAAGAAUUGAAGCCCAGAAAGGACAUGCUUGCUGAUGUGAAUUUACCGCAGAGGCCCCAGGUCUUGGGUUCAGAAGAGCGGGACGGAUCAUGUGAGAGCAGAGUACACGUGGCCGAUGUUUCCUCAUCCAUGGGCACUGUGUGUCACAGAGGAAACUGAACUGGCUGAUGAAGGAGGAUGUGUAGUAGAAGAGGGCUGUCCCUGGGGCAAAGGAAGAAGAAAAAGGCUCCGUAUCAUUUGAGGACGUGACCAUAGACUUCAGCAGGGAGGAGUGGCAGCAACUGGACCCUGCCCAGAGACGCCUGUACCAGGAUGUGAUGCUGGAGAUCUACAGCCACCUCUUCUCCGUGGGGUAUCGCAUUCCCAACCCAGAGAUCAUUUUCAGGAUGGAAAAGAGAAAGGAGCAAUGGAUGAGGGAGGCUGAACUCCCACGUCAGAGGUAUCACGAAGGGGAGUCUGGGCUUGAAACCCUACAAUGGGAAAUUUCUGAAACGGCUUCAUUUCACAAUGAGAUGUUGGAUGAAGUCACAAGAGAUGGCACAUGGUGUUCCAUUUUAGAAAAGCUGUGGGAAGAAGCUGACCAAACAAAGAGAGAUCAGAAAAAUCAAAGUAAACCUUCACAUCAGGGGGCUUUCCUCAACAAGAAAAAAUUGAACACAGAGAGGGACCGUAACUAUAAGGACCCUGGAAAAAUCAUCCGUGCGAGGCCCCACCUUGUUUCUUCACAAAAGAGACCUCGUAAAGGUUGCUCUCGUGCAAAAAGGUUGAAACCUAACCUAGAAGUAAAUCAUCAAAAUCAAAGCAACACCACAGAACACCUUGAUGAGAUGGUUGAAUCUGGUCAGCUAUUCACCCACAGCUCUUCCAGUGCCAGCUGCAAAAAUACUCAUACAGGAGAGAACUUCUGUGAAGGUAAUUCAUGCACAAAAGGCUUCGGCCAUAAACAGUCAUUCACACAACAUCAAGUUCACACCCAGGAAAAACCAGAUAAGUGCACUGAGUGUGGGAGGGACUUUACCCAGAAGUCACACCUCCUUGAACAACAGAGAUUCCAUAGUGUAGAAAACCUCCAGGAAUGUGGUAAAUGUGGGAGAGCCUUCACCCCACAACCAAAACUCGGUGUAUAUGUGACAGAUCAUACAGGUAACAUACCGUAUAUAUGUAAGGAAUGUGGAAAAGUCUUUGUUCAGAGGCCAGAACUGGUUACACACCAGAAAACUCACACUAGAAAGAAGCCCCAUAAAUGCCAUGAAUGUGGAAAAGCCUUUUUCCAGAUGUUAUCUCUCUUCAGACAUCAGAAAACUCAUACUAGAGAAAAACUCCAUGAAUGCAGUGAAUGUGGGAAGGGCUUCUCCCAGAAUUCAACCCUCAGUAUACAUCAGAAAAUUCAUACCGGCGAGCGACAGUACGUAUGCAGUGAAUGUGGGAAGGCCUUCACCCAGAAGUCAACACUCAGCUUGCACCAGAGGAUCCAUUCAGGGGAUAAGUCUUACGUGUGUAUUGAAUGUGGCCAGGCCUUUAUCCAGAAGGCACACCUGAUUGUACAUCAGAGAAGUCACACAGGAGAGAAACCUUAUCAGUGCCACAACUGUGGAAAAUCCUUCAUUUCCAAGUCACAACUUGAUAUACAUCAUCGAAUCCAUACUGGGGAGAAACCUUAUGAAUGUAGUGACUGUGGGAAAACCUUCACCCAAAAGUCACACCUCAACAUACACCAGAAAAUUCACACUGGAGAAAGACACCACGUGUGCAGUGAAUGUGGGAAGGCCUUCAACCAGAAGUCAAUACUCAGCAUGCAUCAGCGAAUUCACACUGGAGAGAAGCCUUACAAAUGCAGUGACUGUGGGAAAGCCUUUACUUCCAAGUCACAAUUCAGAGAGCAUCAGCGGAUCCACACUGGAGAGAAACCCUAUGUAUGCACUGCAUGUGGGAAGGCUUUCAAUGGUAGGUCAAAUUUCCAUAAACAUCAGAUGACUCACAGUAGAGAGAGAACUUUUGCCUGUUACAAGUGUGGACACACCUUCACCCAGAAAUCAGAGCUGAUUACACAUCAGAGAACUCAUAUAGGAGAGAAACCUUACGAAUGCUGUGACUGUGGGAAGUCCUUCAGUAGGAAACCACAACUCAAAGUGCAUCAACGAAUCCACACGGGAGAGAGACCUUACAUGUGUUCCAAGUGUGGGAAGAGCUUCAACAACAGAUCAAAUUUUAAUAAACACCAAACAACUCAUACCAGAGACAAAUCUUCAGUUCCUAAUAUGCAUAUACGUAAAUGAAAUAAACUCUGAAUUUCUUGAAGAAAAAAAUCUUAUGAGUCAGAUUUAGUCAUAUAUUAUAGAAUUCAUGCUUCAGAAAAACUCUAGGGAUGCACUGCAUGUCACCAAGGUACACAUUUUAUGUGAAGGAAAUUACUCAGGAAAGAACUUUUAAGAAUGAGUGGAAAUGUCCAUAUUUGUACUAGCCUCAUUAAAAGUUAUAAAAUUCACUUGGGGAAGAAACCCUGACUUAUGCAUUGAGAAGUUUCUGUAGAGUAUGGUAUAAGACAGAAUCUUUAGGUCAGCAUAUUUAUUUAUAUACACACAUACACAUACCCUCAAUUCUGUAGUGUCUGCUAUUGAAUUCACUGCAGAACAGUAGGUGUCAAUAGAUUAUAUAUUUUUUAAAAGAACCUAAUAUAUACACAGAUGAAUGUACAUUUUUUGGUAAGUGUAUAAAUGUGAUUCUAGUCUUCACAGUGUCAUUUUUCUCUUCUUUCAUGAUUAAUUCAGCUCUACCCUCCUCUUUCCACCUCCACCAUCUAUGGUGAAACUUUUACUCUAUGGGCUCUAUCAUAUUUUUAUACACGCUACUAAACCAUUUAGGCCAAGAGUCAGCAAACUGGCCAUCAGCCAAAUCUGGUUGGCCACCUGUGUUUUUUAAAUAAAGUUUUAUUGGAACACA